This is a messenger RNA of Trematomus bernacchii (emerald rockcod), 3350 nucleotides long. RefSeq lists its product as uncharacterized. The record is from RefSeq and is a predicted model, not a curated record. NCBI's taxonomy places the organism in Eukaryota, Metazoa, Chordata, Actinopteri, Perciformes, Nototheniidae. Gene Ontology annotation, molecular function: GTP binding.
ACACACACACUUUUUUGGCCCCCCCACUUCUAAAAUGAAUCCGGCGCGCCUGCCUGGACCUCAUGUGUUCCUGCUGGUUCUACAGCCUGAAGACUUCACUGAGGAACACAAACAGAGACUCUGCACAGUCCUGGAACGCUUCAGUGAUCAGUCAUUUAAUCAUUCACUGCUGCUCAUAACACCACCCAGAGAGGAGGGUUCAGGUUUAAUGGAACAAUACAUGGGACAACCCCCAUUACAAGACAUGAUCAGAAAAUGUAGAUACAGAUACUUGAAGCGGGAGAACCUUCAACAUCCAGAGCUGUUAACACGCUUGGGUCAAACUGCAAAGGAGAACAAUGGAGAGUAUGUGAGCUGUGAUGUGUUCGAGGACACCAGGUCUUCCUUACCGGUUGAUCAUCAAAGUCAAAAACCAAAGAAAACAGGGAUUCAUCUCAUAGAAGCUGUUCAAGCUGCUGGUGUUGAACCAACCACUUCACCAUUGUUACUCCGAGGGUUGACCACUGUGACUAAUUCAUCUGCAUUCAGGAUUGUGCUAUUGGGAAAAGUUCUCCUGGACCAUGUCCUGCUGCUGAUGGUGAAGCCUUCUGAUUUCACUGAAGAGAACAGACAAACACUGAAGUUCAUCCUGAGUCUGUUUGGUCCAGAAGCUUUUAAACACUCAAUGGUCAUCAUAACCCACAAUGAGCUGCUUGAACACUGUGGAGAAAGACUCUACAACAUGGUUGACAACAACCGUGACUCAUUGAUGGAUAAGAUUAAGAAGAUAGUUCAUGAAAACAAAGAAACGUUUCUCACCUUCACUGAAGACAUCAAACCAGCUUUAAACCUGGUUCUGUGUGGGAGGAGAGGAGCAGGGAAGACUUCAGCAGCCAAGGCCAUUUUAGGUCAGACAGAGUUUCCUUCAGUCUCCAACUCCUCAGAGUGUGUUAAACAUCAGGGAGAGGUGUGUGGACGCCGGGUUUCCCUGGUGGAGCUGCCUGCUUUGUGUGGAAAACCUCAGGAGGAAGUGAUGGAGGAAUCAAUCAGGUGUAUCUCCCUCUGUGAUCCUGAGGGCGUCCAUGCAUUCAUCCUGGUCCUACCUGUGGGUCCCCUCACUGAUGAAGACAAGGGAGAGUUAGAGACCAUCCAGAACACAUUCAGCCCUCAAGUCAACGACUUCACCUUGAUUCUGUUCACUGUGGAGUCAGAUCCUCCAGCUCCAGCUGUUGUUAACUUGUUUAAAAAGAACAAGGACAUCCAGGAGCUCCAUCAGAGAUGUGGAGGAAGACAUGUUGUUCUCAACAUCAAGGGCCAGCAGCAGAUCCCAGAGCUGUUGAAUACUGUGGGGGAGACCAGAGUGGAAGGAUCCAGGUGCUUCACAAUGAAGAUGUUCACCAAGGCUCAGAUGACGAAGGUGGUAGAACUUAAAGCUGAACUGCAGGACGUUAAAAAGAAAAAUGAGAUGGAGAUUGAUGAAAGUCAGAACAGAGAGUGUCUCAGGAUAGUGCUGAUUGGGAAGACUGGCAGUGGGAAGAGUGCAACUGGAAACACCAUUUUGGGAAGAGAACAUUUUACAUCGACUCCAAGCACAGAAUCAGUGACCCAGAUUUGCGAAAAAGCAACAGGAGAGAUUGAUGGUAAACCUGUUGCUGUGGUAGACACCCCCGGCUUGUUUGACACGACACUGUCCAAUGAGGCUGUUCAAGAAGAGCUUGUUAAAUGCAUCAGCAUGAUGUCUCCUGGACCUCAUGUGUUCUUACUGGUGCUGCAGAUCGGCCGAUGUACACAAGAGGAAAAAGACUCUGUGGAACUGAUCAAGAAAUAUUUUGGCAAGAAAUCUGGAGAUUUCAUCAUCAUUAUUUUCACCAGAGGAGAUGAUCUUAAAAACAUAUCAAUCCAGAACUACAUAGAAAAGUCUGGUGGCUUUUUGAAGAAACUGAUAAUUGACUGUGGAGGGAGAUACCAGGUCUUCAAUAACAACAAUGAAACAGACCGCAUGCAAGUCAGAGAGCUGAUGGAGAAGUCCAACAAAAUGCUGAAGGAAAAUGGCGGCAGCUGUUACACCUCAGAGAUGUUCCAAGAAGCCGAGGCCGCCAUACAGAAGGAAGUGGAGAAGAUCCUGAAGGAGAAGGAAGAAGAGAUGCAGAGACAGAGGGAGGAGCUGCAAAGAAAACACGAAGAGGAAAUGGAAGAAAUGAAGAAUAGAAUGGAACAGGAGAGAGCUGAAAUUGAGCAGAAGAGAGCCAAACAGCUUCAAGAGAUGGAGGAAAAAAGGGACAAGGAACGAGAGGAGAGAAGGAUGGAAGAGGAACAGAGAAUAAAAGAGGACAUGGAGAAAAAAAAGCAGGAUGAAAUUACAAAAAAGGAAUGGGAGGAAAAACUUGAAGGAGAGUUGGAGCAGAGUAAAGAAAAGAUGAGAAAGCACAAAGAAGACUGGGAGAAGGAGAGAGAAGAAUUGUGGGAAAAACAACGUCAAGAAAAUGAAAAGAGACGACUUGAGGUGCAAACAAGAAUUCAGAAGUUGCAAGAAGAAUACAAUCAGGAAAGAGAGAAACAUGAGCAGAAAAGAAAAGAAGAAGAUCUAAAGAGAAGUGAACAGAAGGAGAAGGAGAGACAGGAAUUACAGGGAAAAUAUAAGAAAGAACUGGAGGAGAUGAAGAAUACAUUUGAAGAGGAGGCCAGAAAACAAGCUGAAGAAUUCAACGAGUUCAAACAGAAAUACACCAAGGACUUUACAGCCUUGCUGGAGAAGCACAUGGAGGCAAUAGAGGACCUGAAGAAAAAGCAUCAAAGACAAAUGGAAGAGACAGGAGAGAGCCAUGGCAAAGAGUACGAUCUGCUACAAGAUCUUUCCAGACAAAAACAAAAAAGUCUAAAAGAACAACUACAGGACAUGGAGAGAAAGCAAGAACAAGAAAUAAAUGAACUAAAACAAAAACACAAGUGUAUCAUCCUCUGACUGUUAUGUUUAUGCAUGGGUUUUGUUGUGUGAUUUCCUGUUUUGCUCCUUUUACCCCUCACUACUCUGUCUCUCCUUCUCUGCAGGGCUGGUGUGUGACAGGGGGCGUGGCUGGUAUUCUCCUGGCUGCAGAUGAGGCACACCUGUUCCCAUUCAGAUAAUCACCUGCUCUUUAAGAGCCUGGCCCUCACCUCACUUCUCUGCCAGAGAAUUAAAUGCUGUUCAACGAUCCAGAGUGCCUUUCUGCAGCCUUGAGUUUUGUUUUGUUUCUUUGCAGUUUUUGAGCUACUUUGCGAGUAUAGCCUGGGACGUUUCCCUCUGCUUUGUUUUUGGACCUUUCUGCAGCCAGCCAGCUCCCUGUUUUCAGUACCUGCCUUGGCCUAUUAUUUAUUAAACACCUUGAGCUUAA